Suillus plorans is the source of this 2850-nucleotide messenger RNA. Its product is annotated as WD-repeat-containing protein. The record is from RefSeq and is a predicted model, not a curated record. The transcript has 13 exons. NCBI's taxonomy places the organism in Eukaryota, Fungi, Basidiomycota, Agaricomycetes, Boletales, Suillaceae. Gene Ontology annotation, cellular component: small-subunit processome; Pwp2p-containing subcomplex of 90S preribosome. Gene Ontology annotation, molecular function: protein binding; snoRNA binding. Gene Ontology annotation, biological process: maturation of SSU-rRNA. The coding region runs from base 1 to 2850 and encodes 949 amino acids.
AUGGUGCAAAGCUACCUGCGGCACGGGCCAACCCAGGCUUUUGGUCUGAUAUGCAGCUCAACCUCCAACUCACUAUAUGAUGGUAAACUAGCAUAUGUCCCAGCACUUGAGGACGUGCUUGUAUGGGAUAUGAAGAAAGGGCAAAUGCUCUCGAUGUGGCAUGAAACAGGACACAGAUCUGAGGUUACUUGCAUGUGUCGUUCUCCUCAAGAAAACAUUUUUGCGGUGGGCUACGCUGAUGGUUCAGUACGCCUUUGGAAUAGUGCAUUUGUCUCCGUCAUUGCAACAUUUAAUGGACACCAAAAAUCCGUUACUGCUCUCGCAUUUGAUGCACAAGGAGCCCGCCUUGCUUCUGGCUCGCAAGAUACAGAUAUCAUCAUGUGGGAUGUUGUAGCAGAAGCUGGUCUCUACCGUUUACGAGGCCAUCGCAAUCAAAUCACAACCAUACAAUUCCUUUCCGAGCCUGAACUUCCUUCCACCUCGACUGGUUCACGCUCUCAUAUGCUACUCACGACAUCAAAAGAUACGUUCAUGAAGUUAUGGGACACUUCUACUCAACAUUGUGUUCAGACAAUUGUUGCUCACCGCUCUGAGGUUUCUUCCCUGGAUAUCGAUCCAGAGAAGAACUUUAUCUUCACUGGAAGCAGUGAGGGCGAAGUUAAAGCAUGGAAAAUCGACCACGAAUCACUGUCGCAAGGCUUAGUGGAAAAUGAGGCAGGCGAGGUCGCAAAGAUGAUCCAUCCUGUUACCAGCCUCCCGCUCUCGUCACGUCACCGUGUAUCUCAGAUUUUAUUCCAUCCGUCACAACCAUACCUUGCUGUUCAGUCACACGACCGAUCCAUUGAAAUCUUUCGUAUCCGAACUGAGGAGGAAAUCAGAAAGAAGCAAGCUAGACGGAAAAAGCGUGCAAAAGAGAAGGGAAAAAGCAAACAGAAAGGGAAAGAUAUCGAUGACGCCGUGGAGGAUGCUAUGGAUGUUGACCAGGAGAUCAACGUGAUUGACCUUUUCACGCCUUACCUUGUGGUUCGAGCAAGCGCAAAAGUUCGAUCCUUCGAUUUUGGUUCCAAGGAAGCUGUAUCGAAACCUGGUGUUCAGCUCUUUGUGGCAUUGUCGUCAAACGCCCUUGAAGUGUACAAUAUUCCACCCCCUACGAAGUCCAAGGAAGAGACACCUGAAGCCACUCGGAUGUUUUCGGUUGAUCUUCCCGGACAUCGUACAGAUGUGAGGACUUUGUGUUUGAGUGCAGAUGACCAGAUACUUGCGUCAGCAUCUAAUGGUUCCUUGAAACUAUGGAACUUGAAAACGACAGCGUGCAUACGCACAAUAGACUGCGGCUACGCUAUUUGCAGUACAUUCCUUCCUGGAGACAGACAUGUCGCUAUUGGAACGAAGUCAGGGGAGAUUCUAAUAUAUGAUUUAGCAUCUUCGGCACUCACGGAGACCGUGAAAGCCCAUAGCUCCACUGUUUGGUCGUUGCAUGUUCGCCCAGACGAGCAAGUUUUGGUCAGCGGUAGUGCUGAUAAAGAAGUUAAAUUUUGGGAGUUCGAGCGUAAUGUUUUUUCCAAUGACGAGAUCAAAAAGUCGAUGACGUUAAAUCACACACGAACGUUGAAGAUGUCGGAUGAAGUCCUGUCUGUCAGAUACAGCCCGAAUGGAAAACUAUUGGCAGUAGCCCUACUGGACUCCACGGUCAAGAUUUUCUAUCAAGACACCCUAAAGUUCUUCCUUUCUCUAUAUGGUCACAAGCUGCCUGUAUUAGCAAUGGACAUUUCGGAUGAUUCAAAGCUCAUCGUUACGUGCUCUGCGGACAAAAAUGUGAAGAUCUGGGGCCUCGACUUUGGUGACUGCCACAAGUCAAUAUUUGCUCACGAGGAGAGUGUCAUGCAGGUACUCUUUGAGCGAAAGUCACAUUACUUCUGGACUGUUGGCAAGGAUAAGAUGCUCAAGUAUUGGGAUGGGGACAAGUUUGAGAACAUCCAGAAACUUGAUGGUCAUCACAACGAGAUUUGGGCAUUGGCUGUAAGCAACCAUGCCAAAUUUGUAGUGACGGGCUCGCACGAUAAGUCCAUUAGAGUUUGGGAGAAACUCGACGAACCACUUUUUCUCGAGGAAGAGCGGGAGCGAGAGCUUGAACAAAUCUAUGAGGACGGGAUUGCAAACGCACUUAACCGUCCUGACAUAUCCAUCGUCAACAACGGCGAAGCUGAUGAGCAACCCUCUGGGGAAGCAGCUGCGGUCACCAAGCAAACUUCGGAAACACUCAUGGCGGGCGAACGUAUUAUAGAGGCGUUGGACCUCGCUGAUGCCGAGCGGGCUGCUUUCCAGGAAUAUGAAGAGAAGGUUGCUCAAGCCGGUUCACUAGAGGCCGCAGGGAUGCAGCCACCGCCUCGAAACCCCAUUCUCGCAGCAUAUGACUUAGAACCUGAGGCAUACGUCCUACGAGUUGUCGAGAAAAUAUCCAGUACUGCUUUGCAUGACGCCCUGCUAGUGCUACCAUUUGACAAGGUAGUUUCGUUGAUGCGCUACUUGGACCUAUGGGCACAGAAAGGGUGGAAUAUUUCCCUCGUCUCUCGCAUAUUAUUCUUCCUCUUGAAGAUCCAUCACCACCAGAUCGUGACUAAUCGUGUCAUGCGCACGGCGUUAAUCCCGUUACGCGUCCACUUACGCAGGUCCCUGCGCCGCGAGAAAGAUACCAUUGGAUAUAAUCUGGUUGCAUUACAACAUCUUCGCCGAAGAACAGAAGCAGAGAGGACUGCCCAGUUUUAUGAAGAGGAAGACUUCGAUGAGGAGAAAGUUCGCGCGAAGAUCGCAGAAGGCAAAAAGAGAAAAAGGGUUUCCAUCAAAGCUUAA